Symsagittifera roscoffensis is the source of this 783-nucleotide messenger RNA. RefSeq lists its product as uncharacterized. The transcript is spliced from 6 exons. NCBI's taxonomy places the organism in Eukaryota, Metazoa, Xenacoelomorpha, Acoela, Convolutidae. The record is from RefSeq and is a predicted model, not a curated record. Bases 78 to 782 code for a protein of 234 amino acids.
UUAUUAGCCAGAAGCCAUUACAACAUCAAGCUAAACUUAAUUUUCAAAUCAAAUUUCUACUAUUUUCCUUCAAAAGAAUGGGCCUAAACUCUCAGAAAACAGUUUUAAUAUGCUUUAUGUUUUCAUUGUUCCUGGAUCUCUUGCUGGCCUGGGAAUCUCUAGUUUUUGUACUGCCUGAUCCAAAGGGGAAACGGUUGAACCGAAAAUGCGCAGAAUAUGGGACUAUGUUCUGCAUGUAUGGUUACUUAAUUGACUCCAAUGGAAUGGAAGUUCAGAAAUGGGACCAGAGGUAUGAUCAAGUAUUCGAGCUCCUGAUUGGUCGAAAUUACCGCAAUUUCAAUUGGUUCUCAUUGGACGAAGAGGACCACAGUGCCUGUUGUGAUUUUCAGACCAGAUUAUACGCCGAGUACGGAAGAGGCAGUGGACUGUCUCCCUUCGAGUAUUUCGGAAGAGUGAGCGACUUCGCCACUAAGGAUAAAAAGCUCAACUACAUCAGGGCUAGGUACGACGAAUGCCAUGGGAAUGUAGUCACCGCUGUUGGUUUUGGAUUGGGCGACUUGAAGUACGUAGCUGAAGACUCAUGGGUGAUUGGAGGAGCACCACAUCGACUAGCCGCUCUUCGUCCCCUCAACGCACCAGUGACUCAUUCCGACUUCGUUCUCAGAAGUGACAACUUGGAAACUGUUGUGACUUUCAACUUCUUCAAGAGACACGUUCUGUGUCCAGAAAAACCCUGGAUUUGCGAAGAGUUUGGGCCGGCAAGAAAUGCGCUAUUAAUAUGAA